CUCUCGCUCCAGGCCAUGAGAUAAACCAGGAGAAAGAGAAAGUUUGUAGCUUCACACACAACAAACAACAGUGUGUUUGUAGGAUGCUGGGAUUGUUUUUGGUUGGAGAGGGAAACCAAACCCAGGACAAACAGAGCCACUGCUCACGAACGCUGACGUCAUGGUGACUCAUUUGCCACUGUGCGUGUGUGCGCGCGUGACACCGUGACUCGGCGCUAACAUUGACGGCAUGUCCAUGUCGGCGGAAGAGACGCGACACACGGACGCUGUCUUCACGCAGCUACAGCGGGGGGACAUGUUUGUGGACACAGUAGGUGUCUCCAAAGUGCCGCCAUUUUAGCGCCAUAAAUCUGUCAAAACAAACCUAAGCCAUGGAACCCUCACACCAAAGUUUUAUUUUAACACGUUGCAUGUUAAAAUGUAUCCUGUAAAUCCUUGAAAGCAUCAACUCAUCCACUUAUACAUGUAUGUCUUGUGUCUAAAGCUGCACGAGAUAUACUAAAACAAACACUGUGAUCCUCACACUAUGACAAACUUAAAUGAAAUAUUUUACAUAGCUUAAAUCAAAGCUUAUCGAUCAGUGCUAACACUAACAGGUUUGCAGAACCAUUCUCGUCGUAUCCGAGCAGGUGUCUGCAGUUUCUGAACCGACAGCUUCAAGCAUGAGCAGCACAAACAGGAUUAUAAGCCAGAAACUGUGCUGACAUGUUCUCAACAAAAAGGUAAAGUGCACUUCUAGAUUCAGUGAUUGUUUCCAUGAUGUUAAAACAGGCAGAGCGUUAAUGUAGCAGGUGCCUCCACCUUACCCUCCCGUUGAUUUCAAUGGAUCAACAGAUGCUGUCUGUGCAGCUGCAUUGUCCUGAAAACCUACAACACUGUGGAGAGCCUGGAUUAGAGGAGUGGAGUGGAGACAUCUGCCACGGGUUUGGAUGGAUUAACUGGGGAUGGUGUCUAUGUGCAAAGGGCCCCAAAUUAUCCAUGACAACCUAGAAACUACAGAUUUUGUUUACGUUGACCUGCUUAUAUUGUUUUUUUUUAUCAAAAGUGACGUAUAUCUGACAUCUGCAUUCACCGUUUCACACUAGACUUGUUCUCUUGCCCCAAACACUUCAAAAGCAUGAGUUCUUUGGCCUGAACUCUUGUCCUCUGUUGCACCAGGUGAAAGACAGUCAAGGGCUGAAAAUUGACCUGACAACAUCUGACUGCAUGUGAUUUUUUUUUCUUGAUCUGGUCCUUCCAGCAGUUGUGGGUGUCUUCUGAUUUGAGGCUGGUGUGAACAGAUUAUCCUGUAGUGUGAGGGAUUAACAGGCGUCAUCGGACGCAUCAGAGUCUUCCUAAUUUCAAAUCAUUAUCAUAUUAAACAUUUUUGAUCCCUGCAAUAACCAGUGAGAGCGAGUUGACCGGGAAGCGGUUGUUUGCGUUUUUUUUUGUUUAGAACCGUAACUUGUACAAGCCAAGUUGAAUCCGUCUUCUCAGCCAUGACUUCAUCCACCGCACAAAACUUCGCACACAAAACAGAUACUAACUGACGACGUCAACAGUCUGCCUCCAAUGCAUCCAUAUAUAUUCUGAAGUCACGUUAAAUCACGCACGUUUCUGUGAGAUCCCAAAGUCCCUGGAAUCUCCUCCCUGAAAUCGUUUGAUUAAACGCUAGUGUGUGGUCUGAUCUGGACUGAAUCGCCUAGUCUAUGCUUUCUCAGGAUUAAAACAUUUGAAAAUCAGUCAGGCUUUAAAGGCUAUAUUCAGAUUACCAACUACAUUGUCCAAAUUUGAUUCAAAUCUGAUUCCUUACAGAUCAGUUUUCCACAUUCACAUUGUUAACAAACAUCUGAACAUGACUGUUCUCUCAAACACCUUUUUUUUAAGCCUCAUUAACAACAACAGAAAACCACACUUUAUACACAUAUUUUGUUCAACCACUCCGUAUUGAAGGAUGAGAAAAACAAGAUAAGAUAAUAUAAGAUAAGAUGUACCUUUAUUGAUCUAGAAAAGGAGGACAUUCAUGGUCACAUAUCACAUAUAUAUCUGAUCUGAACAAUAAUUUCAUUUAUUGCUUCUCUCAACAGAAAAGACAGAAAAAUUCAAAAAUACAACAUUUUGCAUUGUAAAUUUGUAAAGUAAGUUAAUAAUGAAUGUGAGCUGUGACGACCCAGUAACUGUUAAAAGUAAAAAGGUGUUUAAUUCCUAAAUUAAACAAUUUAUAUUGAGUAUAAUUUAAAAUACGGGUUUUAUUUUUCUCACUCUGUCACAGAUUGAAAUUAUUCAUAUAUACACACAGGCAAAAGAAACUGAGGUGUUAAAUGACAGACGUUGGAGACGCAGAGGACUCACUAAACGUCCUCAUAGAGUGUUUUCAUUCGUACCUUUUUGACCCUCAAAUAAUAUUAAAACCCUGCUUUUUUACCAAAAAACGCUACAUUACGAAGCAACCCCUCAGCCUACUUGUUUGCAGAUGAUUAAAAGUUAAUGCUAUCGUGCAUUAAAAUAAAAUAUUUGACACAUAACGUCAUUUUCUUUCAUUUAAAACAUGUAACUCCUGAAAUGUGGAGGGUUUUGCUGCGUUCAGACGCAUGGUGUAAAUUUCUAAACAAACACAAAUGAUUCCCCCAAAAGGUUGACUGUGUGCUGUGUGUUUGUAACGUCCCCGAUGACAGGAAAAGAAAACAACAGGGGAAAACACUGAUACAUGACGAGACGUGCUUGUGCGCGUGUGUGUGUGCGUGUGUGUACCUCUCACAGGAAAAGAGCUUUUUCUGGAGCUUUUUCUUCACGUUCCCCAUUCUUAAGAUAAGCUGUGAAAAAAACAAUGUUAAAAAAACAACGAUUAAAAACACAUAAUAUAAGGGAAUUUAAUAUAAUAAUAUAAUUAAUACAAUCAAUAGUGUUUUUUAUUCUACAACAAUUCAAGAUAUACUGAUAUAUUCAGUGUUUCUCCACAUAUAUAUAGUCUUGUUUUAAUGCCGAUAUUAUUGAUAUUGUGAAAUUUACCUUCAUAUUUGCUUUAUUUUACGGUUUAUUGUUUAUGUAUUAUUUGUAGAGGGGAAAUUAUGAUUACAACCAUUUAAUCACAAGCAGCCUUGUAAUAUCAUAUAAUAUAUUCAGUUACUAAGAUUAGAUUUUUUGAAAUUAGAUGUAUUGUGUUUUUGUUCCUGGCACAUAAAUAAAUGAAUCAGUAAUUAAUUAAAGUUUAAGCACUGCAUGCACACACAUACAUGAUGUAUGUUUUACCUCAAAUUGGUGAAAACAUUGCUAAAGUCAAAAUAUAACGGUUUAUUCAACUUUUUACUGAAACAAAAAUCUAAUUAUUGCGAUAUUCUGACAUUGAUAUCAAUAAAUAUUGAUACUGACCCUUACCCUAAUAUAAUAUAAUAUAAUAUAAUAUAAUAUAAUAUAAUAUAAUAUAAUAUAAUAUAAUAUAGGCUGAUGGUUGGUGGUGGUGCAGCGGGCGGGUCCAGGUCAUCAUCAGAUCAGUGUGGGAGGUGCAGAACUUCUUAAAACAGAAAAGUCAGAGGUGAGAGAACAAGUCUGGAGGAGCAGGUCUGUGCUGUUCCACGCUGAGCUGAGCUGGACUGGACUGGACUACACUUAAAGGACUAAUACUAACAUCUGUCUGAGGAUGAAACAGCAGCAAACAACUGCUGCAGCUGCAUGAAAACCAUGUUUCUCUCCAGUGUCUCAAACGUGAAUGUGGGCUCCUCCGGGCCGGAUGAAAUGUUCGAGGAUGACUCGUACUCUCCGUCCUCCCUGUCCUCCUCGUCCUCCUCCUCUGUCCACGCCGUGUCCUCCUGUCUUCAGGGGAAAACCCUGUGCACCUCCUGCGGCCUGGAGAUACUGGACCGGUACCUGCUCAAGGUCAACAACUUGUGCUGGCAUGUGCGCUGCCUCUCCUGCAGUGUGUGUAAGACAUCGCUUGGGCGACACGUGAGCUGCUACAUCAAAGAUAAACAGGUUUUCUGCAAACUCGACUACUUCAGGAGGUACGGCACGCGCUGUGCUCGCUGCGGCCGCAACAUCCACUCGAGCGACUGGGUGCGUCGGGCACGAGGCAGCACCUUCCACCUGGCCUGUUUCUCCUGCACCUCCUGUAAGCGUCAGCUGUCCACGGGAGAGGAAUGUGGACUCCUGGAGAACAGAGUCUUCUGCCGGCCACACUACGAUAUCAUGAUGGAGAACAUCAAACGUGCUAAGGAGAAUGAGCAACCAAAAACAGAGGACGAGGCAAGCAAAGAUGAAUCCAGUUCCAUGCCAAGACCGGCAAAGAGGGCCAGGACUAGCUUCACUGUUGACCAGUUACAGGUAAUGCAAGCCCAGUUUAUCAAAGAUAACAAUCCAGAUGCUCAGACUCUUCAGAGACUGGCAGAGAGAACCGGUCUGAGCCGCAGAGUCAUUCAGGUCUGGUUUCAGAACUGUCGAGCUCGCCAAAAGAAACACGUCAGUCCAAAUUCUAUUCCGUCAACCGUGAUGACGUCAUUUAAUCCCGGUCAGUUGACGCCACCUCUGAUGGAGGAUCUUCAAUAUGCAACCUUUAUUUCUCCAGACACGCCGCUGCUCACUACACUGACUUAUAUGGAUGUUCAAACUCCAGACACAUUUCUGGCUCAGCCACUCGUGUCUCAUUCCCUGACAGAGCUGCCCGUGAGCCAUGCCUGAGUUCUGAGGAGGAACAAAGUCAUUACUCUUCGUUUAAAAAAAAAAAAAAGAAGAAGAAACUACAUAGGUUGGAUACAUUAACUGCUGAGCAAGCAAGCAGCAAAUGAUCAAUUUAAUUUACACUGCCUAACAUGCGAGUAGACACUUUAAAUAUGACUGUUAAGUUCCAGAAUUAAUUUCAUUCGAUCACACAGGGAUUCACAGGUGAGCAUAUGUUUGAAAAUGUCCGAUGAAAUGUUGAUAUUUGUGAAAUGGAACUUUAUGUAAGACAAACUAAUAUGUGUAUGUUAUGAAUUUAAUUUAUUUGGGGGAAAUAUGAGAUAUGGCACUUUUUUUUUGGAAAAUGAUGUAAAAUGUCUUUUGGUUUUCUGCAACAAAAAAAAUAUAUUUUUUUCUAUGUAACUGAGAUAUCAGUUGUCAUUUACAAAUAAUGGAAUCGUAAGGUUUCGAUGUGUAAAGACUACUAGGAAAUGCAUUGUUUGGUUAUACUGUGUAUUAAAGCCACUGGAGAUGG
Messenger RNA from Solea solea (common sole), 5164 nucleotides. RefSeq names its product LIM/homeobox protein Lhx8-like. The transcript is spliced from 8 exons. Bases 3649 to 4650 code for a protein of 333 amino acids. Gene Ontology annotation, biological process: forebrain neuron development; neuron differentiation; regulation of transcription by RNA polymerase II. Lineage: Eukaryota; Metazoa; Chordata; Actinopteri; Pleuronectiformes; Soleidae. The record is from RefSeq and is a predicted model, not a curated record. Gene Ontology annotation, cellular component: nucleus. Gene Ontology annotation, molecular function: DNA-binding transcription factor activity, RNA polymerase II-specific; RNA polymerase II transcription regulatory region sequence-specific DNA binding.